Messenger RNA from Rhea pennata, 1569 nucleotides. RefSeq lists its product as uncharacterized. The record is from RefSeq and is a predicted model, not a curated record. The coding region runs from base 1 to 1569 and encodes 522 amino acids. The transcript is spliced from 2 exons. NCBI's taxonomy places the organism in Eukaryota, Metazoa, Chordata, Aves, Rheiformes, Rheidae.
AUGUGGUUGAUGCUCUGCCCAAGAGCCUCAUCUCAUUUUACCUCAGGGCCUUCCCACCCGCUCCGCCCCGGCCUGCACCCAGCCAACCUACCGCUCUACCCACAGCACAUCCAGCAGGGCCCAACACGCCCCCACGACCCCGCCCCAGCCUUCCAGAACAAUCCCCCACCGCCUUCCAGAGCGACCCCCUGCCGCCUUCCAGAGCGAUCCCGCCGCCUUCCAGAGCGAUCCUGCCGCCUUCCAGAGCGAUCCCACCGCCUUCCAGAGCGAUACCCCGCUGCCUUCCAGAGCGACCCCCUGCCGCCUUCCAGAGCGAUCCCGCCGCCUUCCAGAGCGAUCCUGCCGCCUUCCAGAGCGAUCCCACCGCCUUCCAGAGCGAUCCCCCGCUGCCUUCCAGAGCGACCCCCUGCCGCCUUCCAGAGCAAUCCUGCCGCCUUCCAGAGCGAUCCCCCGCCGCCUUCCAGAGCGAUCCCCCGCCGCCUUCCAGAGCGACCCCCUGCCGCCUUCCAGAGCAAUCCCGCCGCCUUCCAGAGCAAUCCUGCCGCCUUCCAGAGCGAUCCUGCCGCCUUCCAGAGCGAUCCCCCGCUGCCUUCCAGAAUGAUCCCCCGCUGCCUUCCAGAGCGAUCCUGCCGCCUUCCAGAGCGAUCCCGCUGCCUUCCAGAGCGAUCCCCCGCUGCCUUCCAGAGCGACCCCCUGCCGCCUUCCAGAGCAAUCCUGCCGCCUUCCAGAGCGAUCCCGCUGCCUUCCAGAGCGAUCCCCCACUGCCUUCCAGAGCGACCCCCUGCCGCCUUCCAGAGCAAUCCCGCCGCCUUUCAGAGCGAUCCUGCCGCCUUCCAGAGCGAUCCCACUGCCUUCCAGAGCGAUCCCGCUGCCUUCCAGAGCGAUCCCCCGCUGCCUUCCAGAGCGACCCCCUGCCGCCUUCCAGAGCGAUCCCGCUGCCUUCCAGAGCGAUCCCCUGCCGCCUUCCAGAGCGACCCCCUGCCGCCUUCCAGAGCGAUCCCCCGCCGCCUUCCAGAGCGAUCCCCCGCCGCCUUCCAGAGCGAUCCCCUGCCGCCUUCCAGAGCGAUCCUGCCGCCUUCCAGAGUGAUCCCGCUGCCUUCCAGAGCGAUCCCCCGCUGCCUUCCAGAACGAUCCCUCACACCUUCCAGAAGCGACACCCCGCCGUCUUCCAGAACAAUCCCCCACCACCUUCCAGAACAAUCCCCCACUGCCUUCCAGAGCGAUCCCACUGCCUUCCAGAGCGAUCCUGCCGCCUUCCAGAGCGAUCCCACUGCCUUCCAGAGCGAUCCCACCACCUUCCAGAGCGAUCCCCCGCUGCCUUCCAGAGCGACCCCCAGCCAUCCAGAGCAACCCCUCACACCUUCCAGAACGAUCCCUCACCGCCGUCCAGAGCGACCCCUCACCGCCUUCCAGAAUGAUCCCCCACCGCCUUCCAGAGUGACCCCUCACCGCCUUCCAGAACAACCCCCCGCCAUCCAGAGCGACCCCCACACCUUCCAGAGUGACCCCUCACCGCCUUCCAGAACAACCCCCGCCAUCCAGAGCGAUCCCUCACACCUUCCAGAGUGA